This is a messenger RNA of Gossypium arboreum, 1442 nucleotides long. RefSeq lists its product as uncharacterized. NCBI's taxonomy places the organism in Eukaryota, Viridiplantae, Streptophyta, Magnoliopsida, Malvales, Malvaceae. Bases 272 to 1156 code for a protein of 294 amino acids. The record is from RefSeq and is a predicted model, not a curated record. The transcript has a single exon.
GAUGCAUGUUCUUCCCCUUGUGCCAUGUAGAGGCAACCAAAAAUGUUGGUUAUGGGUCAGGUUGAGUGGAGUCCUAUGGUGGAAGGGUCCACUCUUUUAUUGAUCAUUGAAAACCUUUAAAAGCAACCAACAAACAGCCUUUUCAGUUUUCAGUUUUCAGUUUUCACUUUCCUGCCGCUGGGAACCCAUAAGAGAAACUUCAUUAUCCUCUUUUUGUCUCACCAAUAUCUGCUCUUUUUCGUCAUUCUCGUUCGAAGUUUCAUUCUCUUCCAUGCUAUCCCUUCUCAAUUUCUUUAAGUGGUUCCAAUGCAUUUCCCGGGGUUUCUUGUAUCUUAUCACAGUAAUAAGAGAUCAAAGGCAUGGAGGAAAGGUUUCUGAAGAAACCACCCAUGCUACCAACACAUCGAAACAGGGCUGUGUCUUUCAGCUUAACCCCCAAGGCACCUUCUCCAAUCAAAUUUCCCAUAACCUGCCAGUAGUUGGUUUUAAAGAUCCAAAGGAUGAAGAAACCAAGUUGGAAUUCGAUGUAGGGGACCAAGAUAACAUUACACCCUGCACUGAGUUGAAGGGCAUAGUGGCUGGAGAAGAUGAUUCUCAGCUUCAAGUAUCUUCAGAGACCAUUAUCAAUGAUGAUCAUAGCAUUCCAGAAGUGAAGGAGGACACUGAAGAAGGUCCACGUUUAACAGAUUUUGAAGAGAAAUGUCCUCCAGGUGGAGAAGAUUCAGUGGUAUUCUACACAACAAGCUUGAGAGGAAUAAGAAAAACAUUUGAAGAUUGCAGCAGUAUGAGGUUUGUUUUAGACAGUUUGAAGAUAUUGGUCCAGGAGAGAGAUGUUUCAAUGGACAUGGAAUUCAGGGAAGAACUAUGGAGGAUAUUGGGUGGCAGAGUGGUUCCUCCCAAGCUGUUCAUCAAGGGCAGAUACAUAGGAGGAGCUGACGAAGUUUUUCGACUUCAUGAGCAAGGAAAGCUGAAGAAGCUGUUGGAAGGGAUACCUUCAAACUGCCUGUGCACAGAUUGUGCCAAUAUGAGGUUCCUGGUUUGCUCAAACUGCAGUGGCAGCCGCAAGGUUUUUACAGAAAAACAAGGUGAUGAAUUGUGCAUGAAAUGCCCUGAUUGUAAUGAGAAUGGAUUGGUUAAAUGUCCAGUUUGCUGUUGAAAUGUUAACUUACAAACAAAGAAUCAUCCUAUCCUGUUUCUUGAUGUUUGUAUAUUUUCCUUGCCUUAUCUAACAUUUUCUUAGAAUCAAAUUGCUACUUUUUCAAGUCCAGGUCUUGGUUAGCCUUCAUGUAUUAGGAAAAUGAAGUAUGUAUAAGUUUCCUUCAUAGUGUAUAAAAAUGGGCUAAAUUAAUGCUUAGUUAUGGUCUGAUUUGGGUUCAGAUGUAAAUUGUUUAGUUUUCUACUUACUUGAUCAGCUACUAUAUAUAACCAAUGCUUGGAAACAA